Molecule: messenger RNA, 1015 nt
Organism: Formica exsecta
Lineage: Eukaryota; Metazoa; Arthropoda; Insecta; Hymenoptera; Formicidae
Exons: 2
Coding region: 4-522 (172 amino acids)
Source: RefSeq, a predicted model, not a curated record
AAGAUGUGUGAACAAACGUGGACUAUUGUUCAAUUCGAAGAAGAUUGCUCUGUGGAAGCGGUACCCUCAACAUGGAUACAAGGGCAAUUUUGUCAUUGGCCUACAUAUUCACAAGACAAAUUAAUGACUGCAAUCAGAAAGCAUGAAUCUUUAAAUACAUGCUGGCCUAGCUAUAAAAUUAGAAGCUUCAGAAAUUCUACUUUUAAUGACUAUUCCAAAGCACGCUCAAAAGCACGUACCGCUGAAUUUACAAGUGAUUUAAAUUCUGAAAUAGAAGAUAAUGCUAAAAGGAAAAGAAUUCAAAAAAUUUUAUCUUCCUCUUCAUCAGAAGAUAGCUUGGAAACUUCUUUAUUAUCACAACCACCAAGAUUGAAACAGACAACUAGAAUAAAGCAGAAAAAUCUUGAAAAAAGUUCUAAAUCAGUUUAUGAUUCCCCAAAUCAGUCUACGUAUCAGUUAUCAUAUAAUACAGAAAAUAGUAAGCCUUUAUAUAUUAACUACUUAAUCGCAUAUUUUGAUUAAUACUGUGCAUAUUUUAAGUAUAUAUACUAUACAUUUGUGGUCAAUUUGUUCAUUAUAUAUAGUAUCUAACAAUUCAAUAUUUUAUUCAAUAAAAACUAUACCAUAGUUUUCCAAAUAGUUCUCCAAAAACUUUGCUAGCUUAAAAAGGUUUUACUAAUUAAAUAUAAUUUUAAGACGAUAUGAAAAUAUGUAAUUAAUGCAUCGGCGAAUAAUUUUUUAUUUAGAGAAUGUCGUAACAUACAUGUCAAAAUAAGACAAAUUGAAUGUUACACAGAGUUUUCUAUGCACUUAUUGUAUGAUGAAUUUUCCGUUCAGAUAUAAAAAUUUUGUUUUCUAAUUCUAUCUAUCGUUGAAAACUGCGUGUGUGAAGUUGUUAUAUAAAUCUAGAUUUUGAUGAACAAUUUGCUACUGUACACAUUUGCUGUACAAUCCACGUGCCACAAUAUUUAACAAAUGAUAAAUAUUUAUCACAUAAUUUCUUGUAGAAUUAGAU